This is a messenger RNA of Aegilops tauschii subsp. strangulata, 2363 nucleotides long. RefSeq names its product (+)-menthofuran synthase-like. The record is from RefSeq and is a predicted model, not a curated record. Gene Ontology annotation, molecular function: oxidoreductase activity, acting on paired donors, with incorporation or reduction of molecular oxygen; iron ion binding; heme binding. Lineage: Eukaryota; Viridiplantae; Streptophyta; Magnoliopsida; Poales; Poaceae.
UCUUUAGUGCUACCAUGGUUCUUGUUUUAAUUUGGUGUUCCUGUAAUGCUUGAUCAUAUGCUACCGUGAUUUGAGUUAUGUAAUGGUGGUUGAACCUACGUAAAUUGGUAGGCAUGAUGGAUAUGGAACAUGUGAUUGCCUAUUUUCCAAUACAAAUUCUGAAGAAUUUUCAAUUAUAGGAAUUAAAUUAUUAAAAACAACAACAACAAGUGUGCUGUUCAUUACAGUGCACACGGUAUUAAAAACAAAACGUGCGCGAUGAACCAGCUCACAUGCUUUAACUGGGUUUGGCACGGGUGGAGUUCACCGAUACCAUGCUCUUUAGCCAUGCCGUAAUGCUCCAUUUUAAAGAAAAGAAACGCAGGGGUUAAUUAAGUCGGGCUCUGUUCCUCCGCGUACAUGAGCUGCAGGUGUGGUGCCUACAACUUGUAUCAUAGUAGCAAGGAGAAAAAUCGAUCUCCACAAAAAGUUUGUCGUUCGAGAGUUCGCACGUUUUGAGACAUGACGACCGUCUCACUUAUUGUCAUGCUGUUCAACUCGCCCUUCGUCCUCACCACCCUCGCCUUCCUCCUCUUCACCCUCCUCGUCUCCAAGACGCGCAGCAAGGUUGCUGCCCGGAGAACGUUGCCUCCGUCGCCGCCCAGCCUGCCAGUCUUCGGCCACCUUCGUCUACUCGGGAGCCUGCCGCACAGGAGUCUCCGGUCACUGGCCGCGUCUUACGGCCCGGUCAUGUACCUACGCCUCGGGCGCGUGCCCACCGUCGUGGCGUGCUCCGCGGCCGCCGCGGAGGAGGCCAUGAAGACCCGCGACCUGGCCUUCGCCAGCCGCCCCAAGCUCUUCAUGGUCGACCGGUUCUACUACGGCACCGGCGGCAUCGGCUUCGCGCCGUACGGCGAGCACUGGCGCCAGGCCCGCCGCGUCUGCGUGACCCACAUGCUUAACCCGCACCGCCUCCUGUCCUUCAGACGCGUCCGGGGGCAGGAGGUCGCCGCCCUCGUCGACCGGGUCCGCCGCGCCGGCACCGUUGUGAACCUGAGCGACAACCUCAUCGUCUACUCAUUCACCGCCAUCUCUCGCGCCACGUUUGGCGACGCGGACUACGGGAUCGACGGCGAGGAGGGGGGAGCGAGGCUGAGGAAGGUGUUCGCCGAGAUCGAGGAGCUUCUCGGCACGGUCCCCAUGGGGGAGAAGGUGCCAUGGCUGCGGUGGGUCGACGUCGUGACGGGACUGGAGCGGAAGGCGAGGCGCGCGUUCGAGGAGAUGGAUGGACUGCUCGAGCGGGUCAUCACGGACCAUCGCCAAAGGCGUGGCGCCGGGGACGGCGACCAGCGUGACUUCGUGGACGUGCUCUUAGCCGCCAAGGAGCUCGACACGAACGGCAUCAAGGCCAUCAUCCUGGACAUGCUUGCCGCCGCCACGGAUUCAACGUUCACGUUGCUGGAAUGGGCCAUGGCGGAGCUCAUCAACCACCCGCAAGAAAUGCGCAAGCUCCAGGACGAGGUCCGCACGGCCGUUGGCGACGCCGGCCACGUCACCGAGGACCAUCUGCCGGAUCUGCGCUACCUGAAGGCCGUCGUCAAGGAGACCCUCCGGCUCCACCCUCCCACGCCGCUGCUCCUGCCCCGGGAGACGGUCGAGGACACCCAGCUGCUCGGCUACCACGUCCCGGCAGGCACGCGGGUGCUGAUCCACGCCUGGGCCAUCGGCCGUGAUCCGGCGACGUGGGGCGACCGCGCCGAGGAGUUCGUGCCCGAGAGGUUCUUGGAGUACACCCAUGAGGUGGGGCAAGACUUCGCGUUCUUGCCCUUCGGCGCCGGGAGGAGAGGUUGCCCCGGGGUCAGGUUCGCCAUGCCGUCCAAUGAGCUGGCCCUAGCGAGCCUGGUGUACCACUUCGACUGGGAGCUAGCCGGCGGGAGGAAGCCGCCCGUGGACAUGACCGAGCUGCACGGGCUCUCCGUGCGCCUGAAGACGCCUCUGCUUCUGGUUGCUAAACCGUGGUCAGGCCGUGGUGUCGAAUGAGAGAAAAGCGUCUCUACAUGCUUCUUCUUCUAAGUAGUACGAGCUAGCUCAGAGCUCGGAUGAUCAUUAUCGACCAAGUCUAGUAAUGUAGUACCAAGAUUCCCAAUGUUAUUUGAGAUGCGUGUUGACAAAUUUAAGAAGUUAUUUUCAUGUAUUGUUCACUUGUUAAUUUCCUUACCCGUAUUUGUUGAGCAGUAACUUCAAACUGGGACAUGGCCUAUCAGUAUCUUUUUUUUGGCACUCUGUGUGUACGCGUUUAUAGCACCACUAAUGGCAAAUUGAAAUAACAUUCUCAAAAAAAAAAAGUCAGACAUGAUAUGAAGCUAUACGGUGGUAUUGCAAAG